Messenger RNA from Triticum dicoccoides, 1673 nucleotides. RefSeq names its product protein DMR6-LIKE OXYGENASE 1-like. The record is from RefSeq and is a predicted model, not a curated record. Bases 337 to 1461 code for a protein of 374 amino acids. The transcript has 3 exons. NCBI's taxonomy places the organism in Eukaryota, Viridiplantae, Streptophyta, Magnoliopsida, Poales, Poaceae.
GCUUCUCUUAUAUGGACUGGAAAGAGAUUCAAAUCGACACCAAAUUAAUGUGGAUGUACUGUUUGAUUCUUUGCAAUUAUUCAGAAUCUGUUGUCAGACUAUACUCCAGUUGUUUGGAAACUCGCCAUAGCUAGUGUGCGUGUGGAUAUAUACUAGAUGAAUUUCUUUUGAGGAAGGUGACAUCAAGUCCCUGGAAGUCCAGAACCAUCAAUGUCACAAUGACAUUAACGUGUACGUAUGCUAUAUUGCUAUCUCGGCGUGGAAAGAGGCUUUGUGUGCUCGUCUUCACUCGAAAAUAUCUGGAGAAGAGCCAAUUAAAACCAGCUAAAACUUGGCAUGUCCAGCACGGAACCAUGCAUGGACGACGUACAGACACUGUGCCAGCAAAUUAAGCCACGGCAAACCACCACAGAUCUUUCCUCUGCUACGCCUCCGCGGCACAUGGCCUCUCCUCCGAGCUCCCCUGGCCAACCGAGCGGGACGUGCAGUGAGGACGCCAUCCCCGUCGUCGACUUGGCCGUCCUCGUCAACGGCGACGCUGGGGAACGGUCGCAGGCGGUCCGGCACCUCGGCCGGGCGUGCCAAGACUGGCGCUUCUUCAUGGUGACCAACCAUGGGGUGCCCGAGGCUCUCCAGAGCGCGCUGAUGGAUGCGUGCAGUGAGCUGUUCAGCCUACCGCCAGAGCAGAAGCAGGAGCACAUGGACGCCGGCCCCAUGGACCCCGUGCGCGUCGGCACGGGCUUCAACUCCGCCGUCGACGGCGCCAGGUACUGGCGGGACUACGUGAAGAUGUUCGCGCACCCUGAGCUCCACUGCCCCGCCAAGCCCGACAGCCUGCGGGGCGUGGCCGCGGAGUACGCGGCGCGCACGAGGGGCCUGCUGCUGGAGCUCACGGCGGCCAUCUCCGAGAGCCUGGGGCUCCACGUCGGCCGCAUCGCUGAGCGCCUCGACCUGGGGUCCUGCUUCCAGAUCCUCAUCGGCAACCACUACCCGCCGUGCGCUGCUGACUCGGACGACGACGACGGGGCGAUCGGGCUGCCGGCUCACUCCGACCACGGCCUCCUCACCCUGCUCUUCCAGAACGGCGUCGAUGGCCUCCAGGUCAAGCACGACGGCCGGUGGCUCCUCGCCAAGCCCAUCCCCGGCUCAUUCUUCGUCAUCGCCGGCGAUCAGCUGGAGAUUGUGAGCAAUGGAAGGUACAAGGGCGUGCUCCACCGUGCACUGGUCGACCGCGCGCAGGCGAGGAUGUCGUGCGUGAGCCUCAUCGGGCCGUGCCUGGACGCCGUCAUCGAGCCAGUGCCGGAGCUGGCCGUGGCACCCCUGGGCCUGGAGUUCAGGGGGGUCAAGUACAGGGACUACAUGGAACACCAGCAGAGCAACAAGCUCAACGAGAAGGAAGCGCUGGACCUCGUUCGGGUUGCAGCGUCACAUACUUAUUCUUCUGGAAUUAACUCGGCAUGAUUCCUCGGGUUAAAAAUUUAGAAUCCUGAAGUUGACAAAAAAUCCAUGUCCAUAUUUAAUUUAUUUUAGAAACCGGCAAGAGCUCUGGUUUUUCAUUAAGAAGAAGAGACACGAGAGAUCAGAGCCCCGCGUCCCUCGGUACAUCCCCGCGUCGCUCGAGUGCGGGCGACACGGGCGGAUCGCCGUCGCCGCAAAAAAAAACAAAAAAAAAA